Messenger RNA from Rhizophagus irregularis DAOM 181602=DAOM 197198, 1692 nucleotides. The record is from RefSeq and is a predicted model, not a curated record. Lineage: Eukaryota; Fungi; Glomeromycota; Glomeromycetes; Glomerales; Glomeraceae.
AUGCCACGAUUUAGUGGCUGCACAUGUCCACGUAACAUAUUCUAUUGCACCAGUAUUAACCUAUAUGUUCCAUACAAGAGUGGCCUUUGCUGCUGGUUUAUUGUUUCGUGGGUCGUAUUUACAGAGAAAUUCGUGGUCUUUGACACUCUGGACGCAUACUGGGAGUUGUUUAACGAGACUCCCAACGAAUACAAAUGUUUCUCGGAAGUCGUAUUCCGAGAUGUACCGCAGUCACCUGUCAUAGAACUUGGCCUUUCUUCGAAUACAAGGUUUCCUGGUACUAAGAUUGUCGAGAUUCUCCGCACUGUGGUCGAAGGGAUGCUAAAAUUAUUUCGUAACAAUUAUGGAAUUUACGACAAUAUUGCUCGUGUACCUUCCUCUCCAGAUGAGCUAGUUAUCAUGGAUGAGAUUGUACAAAAAGAUGGCGUGUGGUAUUAUUUCUUUCACAUCCAUACUCCUACCUUUUAUUUCCCAGAUUACUCAUUUUGUGCUGGAUUUCGUAAACUACUUUGCGCAUUACUGCCCUACGAUAUUCGUGUGUUGAUUUCUAACCCUAUUGAUGAUCCUUAUCAGUUAGUGGGUAUUUCUGGUAAUUUCCUACUUAGCCUUGACAACCAUAAACGCAUCUCUCCUUAUGGCCAGUUUCUCGGAACUAAUUCUUCUGUUGACAAGAACGACCUGUUCGUUUCACGUUUCUCGGUGAUGCAUGUCCCUGCCGCAUAUGAACAGUUAAGACUCAAACCUUCAUUCUUUGUUUUACGUGGCUCUUCUCCUCACUCUGUCCCAAAGGAAUGCUACAAUUCAUCACUAGGUUCAAUACCUAACGAUAGUUCUAGUGUCCGCAAAAAUGCCAUCACCGGCAUUCAACGAACUACGUCUCCCACAGCAAAUGACUCUUAUCCCAGUUGUCCACGUGACUUUUUACUGGACAAUGUACAGCCUGCGUCUAUCACAGAGAGUACGGGAAUUGAUGUUACUGACUCAAGCGAUUCUCCUGUUCCAUGCAUAAAUACAGAGCAUGACAAUGAAUCAGAAGAUAGUGGUUCUGUGGUUUUUGACGAAAUAAUUCCUGUGGAUGUCUGCAGUCAUUCAACGAUGUCGCCUUCACCACAAAUAGAUUCCUACCACGCUUCUUGCGUAGUUCCACAAUCUUCUACCGUGUUCAUUUCAGAAUCUUCUGGAAGAUUUCGACCUUGUGACGACCCAAAUCUCCUGACUGUCUACGCAGCAAUAAAUUUCAUGGUUGUAUUGUCUACUAUUAUCAAGAAUAUAUGCCGUUGUUAUUUGUGGCGCAAUUCCCAGAAUACAGACAUAGACAAUUCUUUGUUACCAGUAAAAGACAUUCGCUCAUUAUCAACUGAUCCUUCUUUUCGAAACAAUUCCACAACAUUCUAUUCCCGUGGGACUUUCUUCGGGAGAAGUCUACACGCUGGUCAUAAAACUAGGAAACAUGUAAAAAUUUCACAUCAAACGAAAGUUAUUCGGAAUAAAAAAGUCGGCCUACUAGCAGGUGAGCAUGGAUCUGUUACGCAAAGUAAUUCUCGUGGUGCGUUUCGCCUUGGAGGAAAUAUAUCGUGGGAUAACGUAUGCGGAGUACUUCCUCUCUGUGCUAACACAAAAACUGAGUUCGUUGUACCAGUUUGUUGCUGGUUAAUUUGCUAUCAGAACAGGGUCCCAAUUAAUCCACCAUGA